AAGUCAGUUCUCAAGAGAGCUCUGUAUUUUGCAUUUCUCACUUAGUUCUAACUUGGCAACUUUUCUCAGAAGUUAAGCGUCCUUUGACCUCCUCUCUUCUGAACUGCAGAAGUCAGACCAGAUUUGGGUAUUUGGUAAAAUGACCUCUUGUGUUGCUGAAGAACCUGUUAAGAAGAUUGCCAUCUUUGGGGGGACUCAUGGAAAUGAACUGACAGGAGUCUUUCUAGUUACUCACUGGCUAAAGGACGGCACUGAAGUUCACAGAGCAGGGCUGGACGUGAAGCCAUUCAUUACCAACCCAAGAGCAGUGGAGAAGUGCACCAGAUACAUUGACUGUGACCUGAAUCGUGCUUUUGACCUUGAAAAUCUUAGCAAAGAGAUGUCUGAAGAUUUGCCAUAUGAAGUGAAAAGGGCUCAAGAAAUAAAUCACUUAUUUGGUCCAAAAAAUAGUGACGAUGCCUACGACGUUGUUUUUGACCUUCACAACACCACCUCUAACAUGGGCUGCACCCUCAUUCUUGAGGAUUCCAGGAGUGACUUUCUGAUCCAGAUGUUUCACUAUGUUCAGACUUGCAUGGCUCCAUUACCGUGCUCUGUUUAUCUCAUUGAGCAUCCUUCCCUCAAAUAUGCAACCACUCGUUCCAUUGCCAAGUAUCCUGUUGGUAUAGAAGUUGGUCCUCAGCCUCAGGGUGUUCUGAGAGCUGAUAUUUUGGACCAAAUGAGAAGAAUGAUAAAACAUGCUCUUGAUUUUAUACAGCAUUUCAAUGAAGGAAAAGAAUUUCCUCCCUGUUCUAUUGAUGUCUAUAAAAUAAUGGAGAAAGUUGAUUAUCCAAGGAACGAAAGUGGAGACGUGGCUGCUGUUAUCCAUCCUAAUUUGCAGGAUCAAGACUGGAAACCAUUGCACCCUGGAGAUCCUGUGUUUGUGUCUCUUGAUGGAAAAGUUAUUCCACUGGGUGGAGACUGUACCGUGUACCCAGUGUUUGUGAACGAAGCUGCAUAUUAUGAAAAAAAAGAAGCAUUUGCAAAGACAACAAAACUAACACUCAGAGCAAAAGGCAUCCGCUCCACUUUGCACUAAAAAUCUCUGCAAGCUCACAGUAAUGGAAGUCUUGCAAACUAGAACUCUGUAAACCUCCAAGACCACAGUGCCUUACUCUAGUUCUUUUCCUCAGCACCUGGUCCCGGGCCUCAAGCAGUAAGCAUCCAGGCCAGGUUUUUGAAAGGAAAGACU
Arvicanthis niloticus (Nile rat) is the source of this 1231-nucleotide messenger RNA. Its product is annotated as aspartoacylase. The record is from RefSeq and is a predicted model, not a curated record. Gene Ontology annotation, cellular component: cytosol. NCBI's taxonomy places the organism in Eukaryota, Metazoa, Chordata, Mammalia, Rodentia, Muridae. Gene Ontology annotation, molecular function: hydrolase activity, acting on carbon-nitrogen (but not peptide) bonds, in linear amides; hydrolase activity, acting on ester bonds.